Messenger RNA from Mesorhabditis belari, 348 nucleotides. Lineage: Eukaryota; Metazoa; Nematoda; Chromadorea; Rhabditida; Rhabditidae. The record is from the annotation of a GenBank genome assembly.
AUGCCUCUGAAGCUCUCGGUUUUGUUUCUCGCUAUCAGUCUCUGUGUGACUGCACAAGCGAGAUUUAUUCAAUCUGAAGAGCCUGAACUAAACACAUCAACUGUGUCUUUUGAGAACGGAAACGAGAGUUCAACUGGGGAAACGACAACCGGGAAUAUCGAUGUCCAGAUCGAUGUCCAGAUCGAUGAAGGAUCGAGCACAGACACCACUCAUGAGCCAACUUCCAUCAACGUUUCUGAGCCCAUUUCCUCAUCGACUAUCGUUCCCACAUCGGAAGAUCCAUCUGAGAGAAGAAAAGCGGCAAUUGCAUCAGUCGAAUUCGAAUUCGACUAUCCAUUUGUGAAAAUA